This is a messenger RNA of Aspergillus clavatus NRRL 1, 1089 nucleotides long. Its product is annotated as ribonuclease H2 catalytic subunit RNH201. The record is from RefSeq and is a predicted model, not a curated record. The transcript has a single exon. Gene Ontology annotation, cellular component: ribonuclease H2 complex. Gene Ontology annotation, molecular function: RNA binding; RNA-DNA hybrid ribonuclease activity. NCBI's taxonomy places the organism in Eukaryota, Fungi, Ascomycota, Eurotiomycetes, Eurotiales, Aspergillaceae. Bases 1 to 1089 code for a protein of 362 amino acids. Gene Ontology annotation, biological process: mismatch repair; DNA replication, removal of RNA primer.
AUGGAAAACCCGAACCAAUGCCCCGUCGAAGUAUCCGAUGCGCCUUGUACCUCUGCGGGAUCCUUCAUCCCUCCCAGUAUAGAUCAAGCUCGUUUACUAUCUGGAGACUCGUACACUUAUUACUCCCCAUUUCCUCUGGGAAAUACAGAGAAUGCAGCACACGCCAUUGGCGAAGACGGCCAGGAUGGCACAGCACCUUCUUCACUCUCGGAACACGGAUCAUCGGAGUACUUCGUUUUGGGUGUUGACGAAGCUGGUCGUGGCCCAGUUCUGGGUCCGAUGGUCUAUAGUGCCUUCUACCUACCGCAUACUCUCCAUCAUUCCCUAUUGGCUCGCGAUUAUAGCUUCGAUGAUAGCAAAGUCCUUACCGCCGGCGUCCGCGCGAAUCUGAUGCGUUUACUGUGUACCGCUGGAAACCCACUCCAUGCAUCAUGUGGGUGGGCAACAAAGCUUUUGUCUGCGCGAGAUAUCUCUUCCGGAAUGAUGCGGCCUGGCUCGGGCGUCUAUAACUUGAAUGCCCAGGCGAUGGAUGCCACAGUCGAGAUUAUCCGCGGCAUUGUGGAGGAGCGCAAAGUUGAUGUCAGGGAAGUCUAUAUUGACACUAUCGGAAAUCCAGCGACAUAUCAACAGAAAUUGGAACGAAUCUUCCCUACUCUCAAAAUCACUGUCGCCAAAAAAGCCGAUUCUUUGUAUCCAUGUGUGAGCGCUGCCAGUGUCGCUGCCAAAGUCACUCGGGACGUGGCGCUAGAGCUUUGUCACGACGCUUUUCAAGCACUUCAACAGCUUGAAACUUCACACGAGAUGGCAACAGAUAGUUGGGGAAGUGGGUACCCAUCGGACUCCAAAUGCGUAAAUUGGCUCCGAAAACACAUGGAUCCCGUCUUCGGUUGGGGCAACGAAUGCCGAUUCAGUUGGGGCACCUCAAAAGAAAUGCUUGAGCUCAAGGGCGGCACAAGAGUGGACUGGCCUGUUGAAGAGGAAAGUACGCAAAUAAAAGAUUUCCUUCUGACCACCGCGAAUCAUGUGAAGCGGACCGAGCAGGAUGCUUUGCGGGAAUGGUUCGGAAGCAGAAGAACUGAAGUUCUGUGA